AUGCGUUACUCAGCUAUUGCUUCUGUCAUGGCCCUCGGGCUUGCCUCUUUCUCGGUGGCGGCACCGGUCGCCCAGAGCUUCGCAGGCGGCCAGGGAGAAUCUCCCGCCAAAGGCGGGGGAGGUGCUCUAGGUCCAGUUACAAACGCCGCAGAUGGGGUAACGGACAGCUUGGGAAAACUUGGCCUACCAGCAUCAGGUGUGCCGAGCAAUGAAGGCAGCCCUGACGGUGCCAGUGCCUCCAGAAGAGAUAUUGAGUCCUCCCCCAAAGACCAGCCACAACCUGGUGGCAAAGAAUCUAAAGGUGGAGCACUAGGUGGUCUCAUACCGGGCAUUGUACGUCGCGACAAUGCGCCCGCCGAAGGUCAGGGUCAACCUGGUCCCGAAAAGCCUAAAGGUGGAUUACUAGGUGGUAAAGUCGUACCGGGCAUUUUACGUCGCGACGACCCGCCCGCCCAAGGCCAGGAGCAAUCUGGUGCCGAAAAGCCUAAAGAUGGAUUACUAGGUCUCGGAGUUGGGCCCCUGGUACGGCGCGACGAGGCGCCCGCCAAGGAACCCGCUGACGGCAAUCCCUUAGAAGAUGUUCUUGGUGGCUCUACUGGUCAGGCAUAG
Aspergillus caelatus is the source of this 609-nucleotide messenger RNA. RefSeq lists its product as uncharacterized. The transcript has 6 exons. Lineage: Eukaryota; Fungi; Ascomycota; Eurotiomycetes; Eurotiales; Aspergillaceae. Bases 1 to 609 code for a protein of 202 amino acids. The record is from RefSeq and is a predicted model, not a curated record.